CAUAUCCCCCUCUCUCUCCUCUCAAAUAAAUAAAGCCCUUUCCCUAUGAAGGUGAAGAAAUACAGUUGUAAUCCUCUCUCUCUCCUCUCUUCUCUUCUCUUUGUUAUAUAUACACACAUAUAUAUAUGUGUGUGGAUUAUAUAUUUUGUACUACUAGUAUACUAUUGAUGAGCUUGUAUCGAUGUCCAAUGAUGUUCUAGCUGGAGUCUGGGGAGCUCAUUCAUAUCUUCUGGGCUUGCUGUUUAUGUUGAUUUACUUCACACGGAUCGAGGAAUACAGAGAUUGGAUUCAUCACCACACUUGUUUUUGUCUUUUUGGGGCUUGCAUUCUCAUUCAUUCAACUUUCCCGCUUUCUCAGGGAAUGGAAUUCCUCUUCCUCUGAAUUAAGUGUUUCUCUCAUUUUCCGGGAAAAUUUAAACGAUGAAUUCCCGAGCCCCGAAGAGUUUGCAGACUAUGAAAGCUUCAAUUCAGCAUGAAAAAGGGAAGGUGGAAAUGCAGGGGAGCAGACUAAAGGAUGCCAGGAAAGCAACCAUAAGUAGGCACGGUGCAAUCAGAGAGAGAAAAAAGGCAUUACAAGAAGAUGUUGAUAAGCUAAAGAAGAAGCUUAGACAUGAAGAGAACGUUCACCGGGCAUUGGAGAGGGCGUUUACCAGACCCUUGGGCGCUCUACCUCGUCUUCCUCCUUAUCUACCUCCUUGUACACUGGAGCUUCUCGCUGAAGUGGCUGUUUUGGAAGAGGAGGUUGUGCGGCUUGAAGAACAGGUUGUGCAUUUCAGACAAGGCUUGUAUCACGAAGCUGUCUACAUUUCUUCCUCCAAGAGGAACAUGGAAAGUUUGGCUGAUUUAUAUGUCCCGUAUCCAAUUAAAGCUUCCAAACAGAAACAAUCCAAGUCUUCAGUUCAAAGUGAUGGCAAUCUUGCAACAUUCAUGGCUAGGAAUUCACCUCCUCUCCCUUGUAAUGGCUUGGAUGUUGAGCAAGGAAACAAAAACCAAUUGUGCAAUAAUUCCACGAAGAACAACAAGCAAUCCCCAAAUUCAAAAGCCGGCGUGAUAAAAAUUCCAGUAAAGAGACUGGAGAAGCAUUUAGACCCUCAGAAACAACAGCCAGAAUGCAGAGUUAUAGACCAUGAAAGUGCGGAAGCCAGAAGUUCUGUUAUUGGAGACGAGAGAUUAUGCGGAGAUGAUAGUCCAAACAAAAUUUCUGAGAAUAUUCUGAAGUGCUUAUCUAGCAUUUUCUUAAGGAUGAGCUCGUUGAAGAAUAGGAGAACCACCGAAGCAUUACCAUCCUUAUCGGCAUUAGCUUCAUAUGAAAGCUGUGAAGAAGCAGAUCUUAAGGAUCCUUAUAAUAUCUGUUCAAAAUUUGGAAAGAGAGAUAUUGGCCCAUAUAAGCAAUUAUUUGCCAUUGAAUCUACCUCAAUUAAUUUCAACCGGACAAUGAAUUCUAUGUUUCUAGUUCGUAGACUGAAACUCCUCCUUGGGAAACUUGCUUCGGUUGAUUUGAAAGGCCUCGGCCAUCAGGAGAAGCUUGCUUUCUGGAUCAAUAUUUACAAUUCAUGCAUGAUGAAUGCAUUUCUAGAGCAAGGAAUACCAGAGAGUGCUGAGAUGGUUGUUGCACUGAUGCAGAAGGCUACAAUAAAUGUCGGGGGGCACUUGCUUAAUGCUAUAACCAUAGAACAUUUCAUCCUGCGAUUGCCUUAUCACUCAAAAUAUACAUUUGCGAAAAAUGCAAGAAAAGAUGAGAUGACAGCAUGGAGCAUCUUCGGAUUGGAGUUAUCUGAACCAUUAGUUACAUUUGCACUCUCUUGUGGAAGCUGGUCCUCCCCUGCUGUGAGAGUGUACACUGCAUCUCAGGUUGAAAACGAACUGGAAGUGGCAAAAAGAGAGUACUUGCAGGCAGCAGUAGGCAUUUCACCAACAAAGAAGUUGUUAGCAAUCCCGAAGCUGUUGGAUUGGUAUCUAUUCGACUUUGCAAAGGACUUGGAAUCAUUGCUUGAUUGGAUUUGCCUCCAACUACCAAGUGAACUCGGAAAAGAAGCGAUUAGAUGCCUCGAGAGAGGAAAAGACGAGCCUCUUUCACAGUUUGUCCAGGUUAUGCCAUAUGAGUUCAGUUUCAGGUACCUUCUACAUACAUAAAUAAUUUUUCCCUCAUUUGAUCUUUUGUAUACAAAAUAUAAAGUAUCUGGAGGUAUGGGUUUGUACACAGCUAAAGAAUACAUAGUAAAAAAUGUAUAAUCUCUUCUCCCUUGUAAAUAAUUUUGAUUUAUUGCAGAAUAUUUUCUUCCAAAUAGGAGUUAUGGGUGUAACGAAAUUUUACACGAAAUAUGCAGAAUAUCAAGUACUUUUUCCCUUCAUA
Messenger RNA from Cornus florida, 2353 nucleotides. RefSeq lists its product as uncharacterized. The transcript has 12 exons. The coding region runs from base 421 to 2133 and encodes 570 amino acids. NCBI's taxonomy places the organism in Eukaryota, Viridiplantae, Streptophyta, Magnoliopsida, Cornales, Cornaceae. The record is from RefSeq and is a predicted model, not a curated record.